Molecule: messenger RNA, 2567 nt
Organism: Neoarius graeffei (lesser salmon catfish)
Lineage: Eukaryota; Metazoa; Chordata; Actinopteri; Siluriformes; Ariidae
Product: protein-glutamine gamma-glutamyltransferase K-like
Exons: 14
Coding region: 146-2467 (773 amino acids)
Biological process (GO): peptide cross-linking
Molecular function (GO): protein-glutamine gamma-glutamyltransferase activity
Source: RefSeq, a predicted model, not a curated record
UACCCAUGCACAAGUUGGAGACAGAAGAAGAAAAGCAGGCAGCACCAGCAGAGGAAGGUGUUCAGGACUGCUAUUAUAAGUUUUAACUCCAGGAAGAAACACACUGAAUACAGUCAGAUGUGAAAACUGCAGAAAAACAAUCAGCAUGCCUGGCGAAAGCAUCAGGAAUCGGGUCGGUCGCUGGCCAGGUGUUACACUAUGGGAUGAUGAACCAAUGAAGGUGGAUUUGGUGCCAGAGAACAAUAAGGAGAAAGAGGAAGGGACGUGUCAGAGGUGGUUUCAUAAAAUAUGCCCAUGCUGCUAUCGUCUUGCCAACAAUGAACCUGAUGACACUGGCACUGAGAUCACUGUAGGGCUAGAGGAUCACAGUGAAAAGCCACCAGCAGAAACUACUGAGACAAAUGAAAAUCUGUUAUCAGUGCACUCCAUAGACCUCAUCAAGUCCAAAAAAGGUGAAAACCGCCUGAAUCAUCACACGGAGCAUUACCAUAGCAAAAACCUCAUCAUCCGCCGAGGGCAGACGUUUCAGAUGUGGAUAGAGCUCUCACGACCUUUCGACCCCAAAACUGACAAACUACACCUCGAGCUCAAACUUGGUCCUAACCCAAUGGUAUCAAAGGGCACGCUAGUGACAAUUCUUCUAGUUGACAAGUUGCAGGACAACUGCUGGGAAGCCAAGAUUGUUGACAAGGAAGGCAGCAAAAUAAAACUGUUAGUCAACUCCCUGCCAACUGCUCCCAUUGGCCAAUACAAGCUCACUGUGGCAACUCAGACUCCCAGUGGGACUAGCACUUCAACAUAUAAACCUGAAAAUGAUAUCUACAUGCUGUUUAACCCCUGGUGUGAAGAUGACUUGGUGUAUAUGGAUGAUGAGAAGGAGAGGAAAGAGUAUGUUCUGAACGAUGUGGGGAGACUCUACUACGGUACUGAGUCUCAGAUUGGAGAAAGAACCUGGAACUUUGGACAGUUUGCUGAAGGGAUUCUGGAAGCAUGCCUGUUUGUACUGGAGAAGAGUCAAACCCCUGCUUCUGGGUGGGGAGACCCUGUUAACAUUUCCAGACUUGUGUCAGCCAUGAUCAACUCUCCUGAUGACCAAGGUGUGCUGGAAGGCAAUUGGUCCGGUAUAUAUGCAGAUGGGACCUCUCCAACAGCAUGGAGUGGCAGUGUGGAUAUUCUGAAGCAGUACCACAAAAGCAGAGGAUUGCCUGUCAAAUACGGGCAGUGUUGGGUCUUCUCAGGUAUCACCACCACAGUUCUCAGGUGUUUUGGCAUCCCCACCCGUAGUGUCACAAACUUCAAAUCUGCCCAUGACACAGACGUUUCUUUAACAUUUGAUGUAUAUUUGGAUGAGAACAUGGAACCAAUUUCUGAGCUCAACAGUGAUACUAUCUGGAAUUUUCAUGUAUGGAACGAAUCUUGGAUGGCUCGGUCUGACCUGCCAGUUGGCAUGGGAGGUUGGCAGUUGGUGGAUGCCACACCUCAAGAGACAAGUCAGGGCUCGUUCUGCUGUGGCCCUACCUCGGUGGCUGCUAUUCGUAAUGGACAAGUCUACCAUAAAUAUGACACACCCUUUGCCUUUUCCGAGGUGAACAGUGAUAAGAUCUACUGGCAGAAGAACGCUGAUGGCACCUUCACUCAGAUCUACAGUGAGAAGAAUGUGGUGGGCCACUGCAUCAGCACCAAGGCAGUUGGCUCUGACAAGAGAGAAGACAUCACACACCUCUACAAACACCCAGAAGGGUCUGAAGAGGAGCGAAUCACAGUAGAAACUGCCAUUCGCCAUGGGUCAAAGCCUAACAUCUACCCCACUGCUGUGGCCACAGAUGUCACAUUAAAGGUCACAAUGACAGGAGAAGGACCUCGAAUGGGAGAGGAUGCAGAGCUGUCCAUCACUGUAAAGAACGGCAGCUCUGAGAAGCGCAGUACCAUCCUCCACAGCCAGGUGGCAGUCAUGUACUACACUGGAGUGCAAAAAGCUAUGAUGAAAAAGGAUGAUAUCGUGGUGGAGCUCAAACCCAAUGAAGUCCAGACACUGGAAUGGACCCUUCCAUACAAUCUGUAUAAAAAUGAACUGGUAGACCAGGCAGCCCUGAUGCUCACCCUAUCUGGGCGAGUCAGUGAGACCAAUCAGGUUCUAGCCACCCAGUUCGAUUUCCGGCUGCGCACGCCUGACAUUAUAAUCACCCCUGUAGGGGAUGCUGUAGUUGGUAGAGAAGUGGCAGCUACAAUCACCUUUAAAAAUCCAUUACCGCAAGUUCUGAAAAAUGUGAAGAUCCGCAUCGAGGGCUUGGGCUUGCAGAACAUCAGAGAGAUCUCCUAUGGUGACGUGGGCAGUCUGGCGACCAUCACCCUGACCGAGAAGUUUAUUCCAACCUUACCUGGUCAGAGGAAGCUGCUUGCCUCUCUGGACUGUCAGCAGCUCACACAGGUUCACGGCGUUGCCAACAUCUCCGUCAAGGAGAAGUGAAAACACGCAGGAACACAAACUGACAUGCACCAUGCAUUCUGUUCUACAGUGGUGCUUGAAAGUUUGUGAACCCUUUAGAAUUUUCUAUAUUUCAACAUAA